Ictalurus punctatus (channel catfish) is the source of this 1436-nucleotide messenger RNA. It is a transcript of the gene mfap2, whose product is annotated as microfibril associated protein 2. Gene Ontology annotation, cellular component: microfibril. NCBI's taxonomy places the organism in Eukaryota, Metazoa, Chordata, Actinopteri, Siluriformes, Ictaluridae. Gene Ontology annotation, biological process: embryonic eye morphogenesis. The coding region runs from base 158 to 595 and encodes 145 amino acids. The record is from RefSeq and is a predicted model, not a curated record. The transcript has 9 exons.
UCUGGCUACGGGGAAAGGGGGCGGGGCCUGAAACCGAUGCCGGUGGGCGCGGUUUCUGUCUGUCAAUCACAUUGGCUCAACAGAGACGCAGAGAAGGCUGAGAGGAUUCGGCAGAGCUUUAUUGUAAGUGUGAGGAAGAGCGAGAGACGUCUGCACCAUGAGAGCCUGCGUCCUCCUGCUGCUGGGGCUGCCUGUCCUGAUGGCACAGCAGACAUAUGACUACAGGGAGAUCCCGACUGAGUACGAAAUUCCAGAGUUCUCACCACAGCUGCAAGCAGGUCAGACCAGGAUAGACCUUCAGACGGAACCCACAGAACCCGGACCACUGGACUGCCGUGAGGAAAAGUAUCCCUGCACCAGACUCUACUCCGUCCACCAGCCGUGUAAACAAUGUCUCAACAACAUGUGUUUCUACAGUCUGCGCAGAGUGUACGUUAUUAAUAAGGAGAUCUGUGAGAGGACUGUUUGUGCCCACGAGGAGCUGAUCAGAGCCGAUGUGUGUCGUGAUCAGUUCCCGCGCUGUGCUGUUGCGGCUCUGACUGGUCAGUGUGGCGCUCUAGGGGGCAGCUGCGGAAAAAGCUGUGGAGGCUGUUAAAGACGUGCGCACACACGCAUACACACGAAAACACACACACACACACACACACACACACACACGUCUUACCUGAGCAAAUACUGUUCACUAUAAGCUAUAAACCUCCCUCAGAUUUGUAAACACCUCCUUACCCAAGUCCAAACUCACCUCCACUCGUUUACUCUUCACACAUCUUCAUCUUCCUCAGAAACCCCUCACACGCGCGUGUGUGUGUGUGCUUGUGCGAGUGGUUCAGCCCACACCCGCCGCCGUUAGACAAACGGAGAUGCUGUAUAAUUAUACUGAAGCGUCUCUCGUUGUGUGUCUCUGUGUGAACAGAUGAAGUUAUAUAAGCCUGUAUUUACGUUUGUACUCCUUUUAUAAAUCCUUACGACUGUUAUGACGUCACUGGUGCUGUAGAACCCGGUGCUGUGGAGGCUGACGGAGAGCACAGGAACAGCUGGAGGAACUUUUAUCUUUUAAAACUUGUUACUGUAAAACUGUACCGCUCCGUACUGUCGUGCUGUUAUUGUUGUGUUGCGUUCUGUUUGUUGUCGAGCUUGGCAUAUAACUGCUUUUGUUUAUAUCCUGAUCCCGGACCAGAGCUAUACUCAGUUUUCACCGCUCACCGGCUUCAUUAUGAUCCUAAUGAUACACACGCUACAGCAGCUCCUGAGGCGUUAGAAACACCUGAUCAUCACCACAAUGCAGAGUCCAAUCACAGUCCGACGCAGAGUCCACCCAUAACGCAAAAUCCUGGAAUUGCUUUGGAUUCAGGAACGCUGCUCGGAUUCUGCUCCUUCUUACAAAGUGUACAUCUCUGCAAAUAAACAACUCAAUAAAUACUUUUUAUACCACGAAA